AUGAUUCAGGGACGUGACAAGGCUGGAAAACCUCUUCUUUCUUUUUACCUCAAAGUGCAAUUAUAUGUGGAACAUGUAUCCUUAUUGAAGGAUGAUGUGACACGUUACCAUUACUAUCUACAGCUGAAACAAAAUGUACUCCAGGCUCCAGUUCUUUGUCGUGAGGAGGCGUGUUUUGUACUAGCAUCCUAUGCUCUCCAAGCAGACAUGGGAAACUUUGAUGAAACGGAACACGCUGGAAGAUACUUUGAACCAGCAAACUACUUCCCAGAAUGGGUGAUAAAAAGAAGAGGAGAGAAUUAUAUCAUCAAACAUGUUCCCUCAAUGCAUAGAGAUCAGAAGGGUACAGCACCAGCCCUUGCACAGAAAGCAUUUGUUAGAGAAGCAGCUACUACUCCAGAACAUAAUAUGCACUUCUACAGACUCAAGAAGACCAAGACAGAACAAACUCCAUCAAUAUGGCUUGGUGUGUGCACAAAAGGCAUCCAUUUAUAUGAGGAUUCUACAGAUGGAAAGUACCUUUUAUGUGAAUACCCUUGGGUUGACAUCAAGAGAUUGAUAUUCCAGAAAAAGAAGUUUGAGCUUCUUGUGGAGGGAGUAUCAGAUGGAAGGAAAAUCACAUACUACACAUGCACUGAAGCAAAGUCCAAACAUUUAUUGAGGCUAUGCAAGCUGACCCAUUCAUUCCAGAUGCAAACACAGUCAUUGGUAGAUCGAGCGCGUAUCAGAGAAAGUGCUUCAGAGAAGAAACGAUACCGUGAAUCGUACAUUAGUGGUGACAUCUCCUGGUCAGAUGUAGAUAGCUCUAUGACAACCACAUCUCAUAGUGAGAUGUCUACCACCAAGGUUGACCAAAGGAUGUCUGUAAUCAGUAAUGUGAGCUCUGUAGCAACCUCUGGUAUCGUAUCAGAUGAGAGGUCACCGGUUGAGAAGACAAUGAGUGAAGAUGAUGACAUGUCGUCACCAUAUAAAAUAAUUGAGAUUCCUUUAUCAACAAUGACCCAUAUCCCACAACUCGAAUCCCACCAAACACUACAACCUUCUACUUCAAGAGAGGACAUGCUGCUAUACUCUGAUGGUGUAUCAAAGCGUCAUUCUGCAGCUAUGUCUGAUGCAUCCAGUCACAAGGAACACAAUGCAACUCAUUCAUCUUCCUCUAGUGAACCUGGUAAACCAGUGGUGGUACAUCAAGACGCUACUGGCAUGCUUAGUGAAUCGGAAUGGGCAUCAGAUGAUGAGGCAGAGGACGAUGAUGAAGAUGAGAGGAGAUAUCACAAGAAGCACAGUCGAUCCAGCAACCAUCAUCAACUCAUAGACACAAGGAAAAUCAGAGCAGAAAUUGCUGACAAGGAUGUAACUGCUCCUUUACUGAGUGCGCUAUGCAAUGAUCGCUCACUCUUGAUGAUGCAACAAGAACAAAGCAAUACAACUCAUGAAGACAAUUCAUUGGGAAGCAACGACUUGAGUCGAACAUCUAGUAGUCGCGGCUCUGGCUCCGUCCAUGAGAAGAGCUAUCAUGAAGAUUUGAACACAUCCUUGACUACUCUUGUAAGUCAUAGCUCAAUAGACUCAGACAUGCAUAGCUCUGUUGUGGAGAGACUCAAUGCAAAGUCCUGCUCCAUGAUCAACACAAUGAGCUCCUUGGGAUACUCGCAAGGAAACCUCUCCAAACAUCAAACGUUAUCAACCUUGAACAAUCUAGCAGAUAUGGACAUCACGCUCAUGGACAGUACACCUUUUGAUGUCAGGUUAAGCUUUGACUCGGCCAGUGAAGGCAGGGUCAAAUGUCAAACACUGCCGUCCAAGAUGAAUGCCAGUGAGCAAAUGCUGCUUCUUGGUGCAAGUGUCAACUCAGUUCAACGUGAUGAAUCUGUCUCAUACUCUGCCCCUAAUCUUUCACCUGGUGCUAAAGUUCCUAUUGCCAGUCAUUAAGGAAGGUCAUUGAACUUUCAGUGAGGACAAGCCUACAUGACAUUUACCGAGAACCUUCUUUAAUUGAUAGGUCAGAGACCUUUUAUUAAUAGGUUUGUAAGAUGUUUCUACAAACUUGCUGCAUCUACAAUAGGAUAUCCUAAAUUGAGGCUGUCUUUAUAUAAACAAUGCAAACACAUUUUGGGUAUUAUGAUAUUUGCGCAUGUUGUAACUCAGCUACUCGUAUGAUUUAUGUUUUAUUUGUUUCAUUUUUGUCAUUUUAAGUAAUAUCAAUCACUUAAAACUCAUUUUUGUUGAUUAAUAGAUACAAAAGAAUUAAGAUUUAAGAUUUAACCAACUCAAAGUAGUCUUAGAAGUGUCCUGUAGAUAAUUUGUAAAUUACUUUUAAAGAAAACAUUGAACUAACAGGCAAUAUUUGUUACUCUUCCUAGUACACAAAUUUGAAACACUUGUUUGACUAUGUGGUAUGAUAUCUUGUAUUGUCAUUUGUGAUUUUGUGUUGUCUGUUUAUGUCAUUCAGUUUAUGUGUUUUUACUAAAUCUUAGAUUCCAAUUUAUUUUCCAAUUUGAUCUUUUUCACUGAAUGUAUUGUUAAACAAUUCUUAAAAUUUUGUAUUCAGUAUUUUUUUUUGCGUAUACAUCUGUAAAUGAAUUUAAGACUACAUAUCUCAUCAAUGUGGGCAUUUAUACUUCUUGUACAUCCAUUUGGAACAAUUUAUUUAUCUGGCCAAGCUAUCCCUACAUUCUAUUCUGAAAAUGGAUUUUAGGCAAAAAUUUAAAUAAAACCACUGAACAUUGUCAAAUUCACACAAUAUGUAUGUGAUGCAAUCAGAAGACAAUGUAGUUGACAAUAUUAAGUAAGAUUGCUAAAGAGACUUCUUAUAAAAGAAGAACUUCUUAUAAACUAUUUCUGAAUAACAGGGGCCACAGAACCGAAUGUGAAACGUGAAAAUUGCCAUCAAUUUGUGAUUUCAUGCGUGUUCACCUCCCCCCCCCACACACACAAGUAUGGUUCAGCCCCCACUUUCAAAACUAUUCCGCAGCUCCUGUAUUAACUGUAUUAUCCAUUCAAUAAGAUCACCAUAUUUUAUAUAGAUUCUUCUAUUUUUGCGUACUUGCCUUGCUAAUUUUCCCCUCCAUUAAAAAAAAAUCAAAUGUCAAUCCAAGUGUACAAACAAGUUUUUGUUUUCAGUUAACCUGAUAUUAUCUUUUAGUGAUUUAUUUUUACCAUGCAAUAAAAUAAUUGUUCUUCUAUGGUUCAUAACAAUGUGUCAUCUACUGAUUUAAAGAUAUCUGAGAAAUUGCAAGUGAAUUUGGACUGAAUUGAAUCAAAUAUAGUUUUUCUCCUCUCUAAAUAUUCUUGAUAUAUAUCCAUUUUACUUCAAUUUUAUGAGGCUGUAUUAAAUUGAUUAUAGAGUAUACCAUACUUAUUUUGAUCAUUUUGAUUUUCCUUAAUUGAAAAUAUAAUUGUCAUACAGGAUAUAAAAGAAAGUGAUCCAUAUGAAAGUAAUACAUACUCCUAUAUUGUUUCAUAUUGCAGUUUCAUGUGUUGUUCAGAAAUAAAGAGGUACCAGUAUCAUUAGAAGAAGUAGUACAUUUUCUUGGAAGUAUGAUUGCAUUUCAACAAUCAAGACAACCUUUAAAUUUAAUAUCAAGAAAACAAUCAUGUUUGAUAUAAAAUCUUAAUUGAUCACUUCAAUUCUCUUAUUCUCUUUCUUUCUUUUUUGUGGUUGCUUUUUAUCCAUUGUCAAUAAGUUUCAAAUGCAGAGUGUACAGGUUUUAUGUAUUAUCAGUAUUCGAUAAUGGUUUUAUGUAUGAAUUGAUCAGACUGUAUUUAGAAUGAAUAUUGAUGAAUGCAAAAAGAAAGAAGAUUUCCAAUGUUAUAGUCGGGUAGAAUCUUCUCUUUCAAGUACAAUCUUUGAAAGUUAUUUUUUUUCAAAUAAGUAAAUUAAUUAUACAAAUACAUAAUUGCAUUUGUAGUUUAUGCACAAGUUAUAUAAGACAAAAAAUAUAGAAUGGCCGAUAGUAUUGAAAAUUAUGAAUGCUUUAACAGUACAAUGAUUUGUAGGGGGCCUUCCAAGUUCUAAGUCCAAAGAUUGUGAGAUGACUUUCAAUAUUUGCUACAUCAUGCAAAAAUGGUUAGACAUCUCAUGAUACUGAAAAUCAGGAAUUUAUUAUAUCAGUAUUCUCCAAUAAAUUUUAAGAUAGAAAGUCUGAUAUUUGCAUACCAUGAUUCUAAAAAAAAGAAAUAUAAAAUAUCAUCACUCAUGAAGGAGGGAAUUUCAAAAUUAAGAAUGAACUUGGAUAGGCCACAGUGAUUAUUAUAGUGAUAAUGAUGAUCCACGGCAUUUGUAUCGCACCAUAUUUCUGUUAAAAAACAAUCGUAGUGAGCACAGAUGUCCUGCAAAAAUUAGAAAAAGUCACCCUCAAUUCACUCCUAAAAAAUCCACCAUUUUACUCACUAUUACAGUUGAUCGUUGUAUAUGAGGCUGUGUGCAAUUUGAUUUUAAGUUAAUAUUCCUCUUACAAAUCAGCAUACCUUAAAGCCUUCUCAUCUGAACAUGUCAGUCGAGGCCUUCCUCUGGAAAGCCAGUAAAAAAUAAACUUUUGGUAGGUGUCGGCAAAAUUAUGACAGUGGUUAGGAUUCUACCACUAUCUGUGAAUUAAUGUACAAGGCCUUUGAUAUCUUUAUUUCCACGUGAGUUCUUAGGCAUGCACUGUAAUGAGCCUUGAACUGAUAACAAAUUCAUAAAAUCAAGAAACGUUACAAUUUGAAUUAUGUUUUUCCUAUAAGGGUGCUAAUUUUGAUAAAAGAGCUUAGUGUCUUAUAUGCCUUUAUGUAGGUAAUCAUGUUACUCAAAUUGGUAGUUCAACUUUUAAUCUGAACCUGACAAAUCAAAGUCUUGAACAAAUAAUAAAUGUAUGUUUUACAUUUUGAAUGAGAGUUGUGCUGCAUCAUUAUGCCUGUUCAUCCAUAGAAUGAAUACAAACAUUUGUGAAUAUUUUAAAUAAAAGGGGCUCUAUCUUUUAAUAUAUAUCAAUGAUAUAAAGAGUGCAUAGUGAUCAUAAGGCCAUGUUAAUAUGUGAUGUGAGAAGGCUUAGUGACAAAGUUUGAUAGCAUUGAUGUAUAAAAGUUAUGGGUAAAUUAUGUAUGAAGUGAAAUAUUGCAGAGGCAUUUUAGGGGACUGCAAAGUACAGACCUGCCAACCAGUACGUUUUAGCCGUAUUUAGUACGUUUUUGCAACCAAAAUACGGCAUUACGUUUUUUCUUUGAAAAAUAUGGGUUUUUUUUUUGUUUUUUUUUACUAAAUCGUAAUUUUUUGAGAAAAAUAAUCUCUAUAUGUCUCUAUUUCAUAAAAUGUACACAAAUAUGGCUAUUAGAUCAAUGUAAUUUCAGGUAACUUGUUUUUUUUUCAAUCAUUUUGUUAAAACCAAGGUGAAGAUAUACACAUGUUAUAAUGUUUUUUUUUCAUCUGCAAGAGCAGUGCGCAUUUUAGCUUGCAUGCAGCUUGAGCGCCGCGAUGAGUGAGUGCACCAAGCAUUUUAUUAUGAAAUACACUUUUUUAUCGCAGAAUACAGUUUUUCAUUCCCAGAGGUUGGCAGGUCUGCAUAAUUAUCUCACACGGUAAAAAUACAAAUUUUUUGGUCAAAAUACUGAUUUUGGGGGAUAAGAAUACUGAAAAUGCAAUAUACAACUUGGCAGCUCUGAAAAUAGAAGUUUGUACAAUUGAAGUGAUAAGUUCUGAUAUCAUACUCAUGACAUAGUAUGGCAUUGUGAAGUCAUGACUUUGUUCUUGCAACUGUGUAUAAAACUCUUUCGAUCUAGUGUUGACACGUACAGUGCAUGACCAGUGACUCUGCCUCAUGUUUGAACACUAUAAUAAAAAAAAUCACUAUGCUGGGUUUUGAUGCACUUAUAUGAACCAUUUGAAAUUAAUUUAUCCCCUUAGUACUUUCUCAUUCAGGGGUCAUGAAAAUAAUGCUGCAGUGGUUUCUACAAUGUGAUCAUUGCAGAAAACAAAGAUAUAUCAUGCAUGGUAGUUCUUAGAAUUAUUUCUUUGUAAUUUAUGUGAAAAUGGGUAUUUAUUUUGAUACAUCACGCCCAAGUAACUCUAUUUCUAGUGUUCCAUAAAAGUACCUUUAGACCAUUUCAGCAUUUAUGUGGGAUGAAAAUUAUUUGAGUUUUUUUUAUUAUGAGGCUGUUCAGUUCAUUCUCAGGUAUCUAUUGAACUCAGAUUGAAAUCAGAUGAAUAUGUUUCUUUUCCCCUCUCUCUUUAUAACAUUAAACUAUGCAAAGGCAUUCAGUUGAAAAACAAUGAAAAUAUUUAUUAUAUAUACACACGCACACCAUGAGAGAGGGAGCUUUGACAGGAGUUAAGAAAAAUAGUUAUUCUAUUCUUUUGCAAGGUAGUUGUAUGUUAAGUCAGACAAACUUUAAAUCAAUUCUAGGUAGUCGAUAAGAUAAUAUUCUACUAUGAAUCUUGUAAGGGCAGUACAAGUGGACUGGUGGUGUAAACUAUCCUUGGAAAGGGGUAUGCAUUGCUGACUAUUGGGGAAGGGUAUUAUUACCAUAUUUGAAUUGAUACUUUUUGUAGGGGGGGGGGGUAGGAAUGUAAGAGUCUUGGGUUGUUAACUUUUUUUAUGGGAUUGUUCCAUUUUAACCCCCCUUAUGAAGAUAUUUACAUUCUUAUUAGUGGUAAUAGUAAAUGUAAAAAAAUAAUGAAAUUACAGAUAAAAAAUAUUAACUAUCAAAUUAAAAAGCGAUACUGAUACUCUUAAAUUUCUGUGUUCAUUGUGUCUCCUAAAAAUCUAUUUUUCAUGAAGAUUGUUACCAUAUUAACAGUCUGGUGUUUCGCAGCAAAUCAAAGCCAUGAAUUUCACUGAAAUGGUAAAAAUUGACCAUUUAGUUGGGACUGGCUGAAAGCUUUCAUGAAAUGGUGCCCAGAAAUUUGCUUGUUUCUUGAAGGAUGUCUAGCAUAAUUUAAACAAACACAAAAAUAUUUAAACACAGUCAUGGUAAUGGUUUUAUUCAUCCAUCAUGGUUGAUUACCUGAUUAAUAAUUUGCAUUGAAUCAAAAUGUGCCUGAACUUUAUAAGUUGACACAAUGUAGUUAUCACCUUGACUAGUUAUACUGAUAAGUAUAUGUUGUCACAGAUAUGAAAUCAAAAUGAGUUAAAUUGUGAUUUUAUUUUUACUUUUUUUAACCUCUGUUUUCUUGUUUGUAUAUUUUGUAUUCUGGUUAAUUCAGAUUAUUUCAAAAAUGUAAAUUUAAUUACAAUAAACUUCUUGAUCACUUUGUAUUCUGAUUUUGUAUUCAAAACAUGAUAUUAUAGAAUUCUGUUUGAUCUCAAGCAAAAAGAAUAUUCAUGGAUUUUUCUGUCUUGAUAUUAUUUUAACAUUAGUAGUACUUAUUUACUCUAAUGCCCCAAAUUGUUGUGAUUAUUAUUUUCCUUUUCAGAUUAUCAAAGAGUUGCAGCUGUGCUGCUCCAUCAUUAAAUGAUAUACUAUGAUGUAUUUUCAGUCCUGUGUAUAUGCAAUAUUGGUAAUAUGACUAAUUUUAGAUAUAGAAGUAAAUAUGAUAUGUUUUAUGCCUGUAUCAAAGUUUAAAGAAAUGAGAAUGAAUUAUGAUACAAAUUUGAUGCAGAAGGUUCCAGAAAGUAUUAUUAUGGCAACAGUACUCUGAUUGUCAUUCAUAGAUUAAAGGAAAGUACAUACAGGGUGUCAUGUCAAAUGUAUUGAAGAAGGGUUAUUUUUCAUAUAAAAACUAGUUAUAAGUAAGUUGCAUUAUAGUAUUUUACAUAAUAUGUUAAUGUCUAUUGAUAUCUAGUAUGAAAAAAUGUCUAGGUUAGCACAUCUUACCACAACUAAGCAAUAUCUCAUUUGAUUUAAUUUAAAUGAGAUUUUUAUUAAAGUUUAGAAUUGCAUUCAAUUCUCUGUACAAAUGGAUGUUAUCUCAGGAUGUUAUGUUUUAGUGAGUUUAAAGAAGUAGGCAAAAAAUGCUUGUAUUUCAGGAUGCUAAAAGCUUUUUAUACCAAAGGUACACUGUAUUUUUUUUUCUGUCCUUACAUGUCAAGUGUUAUAUUUGUAUUUGUAAACAACCAAGUAUGUUCCUACAAAAUAGGUAACACAAAAAAAAAAAAAAAAUGAUGGGGGAGGGGGUGUCAUGUACCUGAAAGACCAAUAUGAGUAUUUUUAUGGAUUUAGGUGGGCAAUCGUACAUUUUCUACAAUUUUUCUUUUGUUCUGAGUAUAUGUUUUUUAAUGUAUUUAUGUUCAUGUAUUUGUUUCUGUUUUGAUUUUGACUGAUUAUCAUGUAUUAUUGUAUUCUUAUAUACUAAAAAAAAUCUGAUCCCAUUGUGAAACCUAUUAUAAUAAUAAUGAUAAUAAUAUUGUAUUGCUUCUUAAGCAUUGUAUGUAUGUUUAAGAGAAUUAACUUGAAUACCGAAAUAAAAUGUGAAUGCAUAUAUGAAAACGAA
Molecule: messenger RNA, 8407 nt
Organism: Lytechinus pictus (painted urchin)
Lineage: Eukaryota; Metazoa; Echinodermata; Echinoidea; Temnopleuroida; Toxopneustidae
Product: FERM domain-containing protein 1-like
Exons: 11
Coding region: 1-1932 (643 amino acids)
Biological process (GO): positive regulation of hippo signaling
Cellular component (GO): cytoplasmic side of apical plasma membrane; cytoskeleton
Source: RefSeq, a predicted model, not a curated record